CCUGCCAUGAUGGGGUGCGCUGGGCAGACAUGGGGGGCCGUCACCAACAGCUCCCCCCCCAGUGCUCAACUGCCCUCCGCCAGGCCGGGGGAGCCGGGGCCGGUCGGUUCCUGCACACCGUGGGCACGGUUUUGGAGGCCGUGGUGGCUGCGUCUGGUGACCCGCGUGCGCCGCGGUGGCCGGCGUGGCUUCCCCGGCCCGGCCUGGCCCGGCACCCUUUUCAUUGUCGGCCGUUGUUGAGCAGCGACGUGCCUCGGCCCCGUUGGGCUCCCCAAGUUUUCGGGGAAACGGCGCGUGAUGUCAGCGGCUAGCCUCAGGGGCGAGCUGGGGCUGGUGACAUCAGCGCCGGCGGGUGAUAAAGCCCUUACCUCACAAACAUGAGCAGUCGGUAUUUUUCACUGCCCGGGCCCCCUGCGCCUGUGGGCUGCUCCUCGCCGUCGCGGACGGCCCGUGGGCGCCGCGCUCGGGUGCGUGACCUCGUGUCGAGGCCCUCGUAUCGCCCCGUUAUCCGGGACCGACGUAGCUCAGGCUAGGACGAGGACUUGGUAGCUUUGCCAUGGACGAGAGUCUUUUAUCGCUGGGGCAAACAAUCACGACGGAUUCGGAGAACAUGUCUCUGUCGUGUUUCUAUAACCCGCACUGUGGCACCAUGAUGCAUGCCAAUGGCCACGGUGAAGUGUGGACAGACUGGAACAGCACGUCCAAGUUUAUCCAGUACGGCUGGAGAUGCACCACCAACGAGGAUGCUUAUUCCAACAAGACCCUGAUGGGGAACUGGAACGAGGAGCGGUUCGAUAUCCGAAAAAUUGUGCAGCCCAAACCACUCCCUUCACAGUAUGCUCACUAUUUUGAAACCAUUUAUUCAUCCGAUUACAACAAGGGGAAGCAUCACAGCCCAAGAAGAUUUAAACGAGAGCCUCACUGGUUUCCUGGACACCAGCCUGAGCUGGAACCCCCUCCUUUCAAACCUACUGCACGGUCCUGUUACAUGAUCGACUAUGAGCCUUCUCAAGGGAAAGCGCCCCUUGCUUGUGUCGAAGUCCCAAGAAAAGAGCAGGAAGGGGCACAGCAGAAGGAGUAGAAGCAGAGCAAGUCUCCAGGCCUAUAGUUAGACCAGUAAACCCGUGUGCCAGUGCUGCUUAUAGGCUGCCCUUCCAAUUAUAACAUGUUUCUGAUAUUAAAAGCAAGCGGAGUGGAAAGCUGUGGUUCAUGUGACAUAGUCCCAGGACAGAGAGCUCCAGGAGCAUUCUUAAGCUGUAACAGGGUUCAGUCUGUAACUGCUGGUUUAAACGUUUGACUAGUUAUUUUUUCCACAAAAUCUAAGUAAAUAAAUGUUAACCUUA
This is a messenger RNA of Alligator mississippiensis (American alligator), 1343 nucleotides long. RefSeq names its product cilia and flagella associated protein 68 (gene CFAP68). Gene Ontology annotation, cellular component: nucleus. The transcript has 4 exons. The record is from RefSeq and is a predicted model, not a curated record. Bases 557 to 1081 code for a protein of 174 amino acids. Lineage: Eukaryota; Metazoa; Chordata; Crocodylia; Alligatoridae.